Molecule: messenger RNA, 5132 nt
Organism: Thalassophryne amazonica
Lineage: Eukaryota; Metazoa; Chordata; Actinopteri; Batrachoidiformes; Batrachoididae
Product: sprouty-related, EVH1 domain-containing protein 2-like
Exons: 6
Coding region: 518-1921 (467 amino acids)
Biological process (GO): negative regulation of MAPK cascade; multicellular organism development
Cellular component (GO): membrane
Molecular function (GO): protein kinase binding
Source: RefSeq, a predicted model, not a curated record
AACAUGGAGUAGAGAGAGAUGGGGCUCUAGCGGGGCCACCCCUCGGUAACAAACAGCGACGACGCGCUCUUCUUUUUUUUUCCCCGUUUUUACGCACAACUGGAACCGGAGCCGUCAGUGAAAAUAUGCACCUCGGGACUUUAAAAAAUAAAUAAGUAACAUUAAAAACCGGGAGCGUGCGCAUUUGGGGAGGGGGAGAAGAGAGGGAGAGAGAGCAGAGAGGGAGAGGGAGAAGAAGGAGAGGCGGAUUAAAAGGCGACUACAUUGUCUGCAGGCUGCGUUACCUACCGACCCGAUCCACCUACCCAACCGACGGCGAUGGGGCGUUAAAGUUGCCAAGAGGAGGCAUCUGCGAUCCGGCGGAGAGGAGACGCGCAGGAGACGGAGGCAGCGCCAGACGAGAGCCGACGGGCGCACAUAAAGGCGCAAAGGAGGGAUUAUAUGCGGAAUCGGAGAAAGAAUGACGAGCGAAAAGUAUGCAACCGCUGGCGCACAUUACCUGAGGUGAAACGAGAAAAUGAUAGAAGAAACACACCCAAACGAUGAUAGCUACAUCGUGCGAGUGAAAGCAGUGGUGAUGACGCGGGACGACUCGAGCGGGGGUUGGCUGGCUCAGGAUGGAGGUGCUCUGACUAGGGUGGGUGUGUGCCGCCUCCUGCCACCGGAGCUGGCGCCCACGCCGGCCUCCAGCACACAUAGCAGCACCCAGUUCCUCAUUCGUGGUGAACGACUGCGGGACAAACAGGUGAUCUUGGAUUGUCCACUAAGGAAAGACCUUGUGUACACCAUAGCCACGCCCACCUUUCAUCAUUGGAAAGUGGAGGACAGGAGGUGUGGCCUUUCUUUCCAGAGCCCAGCUGAUGCCAAGGCAUUCGACAGAGGAGUACGGAAAGCUAUCGAGGACCUCGCUGAAGGAUCAACAACAUCCUCCACAACACUCCAGAAUGAAGGCGAGCUGGGCGACGAUGAUGUCUUUACUAACGCCACAGACAGCUCAUCCAACUCCUCCCAGAAACUGGAGAGCUCUCUGCAGCCACUGGAAUCCUCGCCCCUUCCUCAGAGACACAAGUGUAUACUGGGACAUCGGCACGACCUUCAAGACCCCUGCCGUCUCUCAGACCACUUCUUCUCGGACCAGCCCGUGUCCCGGUUGCCCCGCCAUGUCACCUUCCAAGAUGAUGAGGAGAUUGUCCGCAUCAACCCCCGGGAGCGCAUCUGGGAGCGCGCACCCGAGCAUCUCCACGGGCGGCACUCGGAGCGCUCCUGGCUUACCGGCUAUGAGGACUAUCGCCACGCCACGGUGCGUGACAAAUUCAUCCAAAUGGACGACUCUGAAUUCUACGUCCACUUUGACAAGACUGAGGUGCAGAAGCACGACUACACCUACCCUCUGGCCCCAGCCCUGUCUCCUUCAGACUCUGACCCCGCCCUCGGACCCUCAGCCAAUAAGGGCUACAGCGGCUCCUAUCGCCACGGCUUCCCCACUGUGGUCUCUCAGCCGCGGUCUUUCCUCUUGGGCUCUUCCCCUUCAACCAACGGCGGGAAGGGACGCAAAGGGGACAGCAUGGAGCGUGCUCAUUGCGAGCACUGCGGCGAGGCUUAUUAUAUCUCUGAAAACAGGCGGGGCCGGUGCCAGGAUGCGCCAGACCCCGUGCAGGUGUGCAUCCGGCGGGUCAGCUGCAUGUGGCUGGCAGACACCAUGCUCUACCACUGCAUGUCCGACCCGGAGGGGGACUACUCCGACCCCUGCUCCUGUGACGGUGGCGAGAGCGGUGGGAGCCGACUGGGCACGCGCUGGCUCGCCCUGCUCGGCUUGUCUCUUUUGGCGCCCUGUCUCUGCUUGUAUCCGCCCCUCCACACCUGCCACCGGGCGGGGCUUGCGUGCGGCUGCUGCGGGGGCCGACACAAGGCCAUGAGUUGAGCUGCGGCUCAGGGGACAACCUCCCGGAGGAAUCGGUGACACCGACGCAAGCACGGAGGAAAGGGAAGGGUGAGGACGGGGACACGCAGAGGGGAGCGGUGCUGGCUGCUCGCUCUCUUGCCUUUGUUUCUCGACAAAUUCCAGCCACUGAAAUAAGCCAAAAACAAAUAAGAAACGUCGGUGCAUUUUCUGAACAGCGUGGGAAGAUAAGCUCCCCAUAAUGUCAGACAGUUCUCUCCACGUGGCCAUUUUCACGCUCUGUCGGUCGUAACGGAGCUCUUUUUUCCAGGGGGCCUUUUUGUUUGUUUGUUUUUUAAAUAGCUGACUAAUAUGUCAUGUAUCACAUAUGCAGGUACUUUAUACUUUGUACACUGACUCAGCGUCAAAGAACUUGAAUUGUUUUUCUUCAUCAUUUUUCUUUCCUCUCGAUGUACAGAAUACAUGGCUGUUUCGUUUGUAUUCUGUUCCAAUAUCUCGACCCGCUCAGCCCGAACAAAAAUUGGACACUACACAUCUCCGCGUGAAUGUGUGCGUGGAUGUAGUUAUCGCGUACGACGUGCGCCCAGGCCUCUGCCGGCCGUGCUGCAGCUUUCGUCAAAGCUCAUGUAUAUAGUCGACACAGAUCUUCUUGGAAGAAUCGUGGCGCUCAUCUUCUUCUAAUAGCCCAAAGAUUUGUGUUUUGAUCCUAUUUAUUAUCUCGCUGAGGAGAAAAAAAAAAGUGCUGCUGGGUUCGAUUUACUCAACAGACGAGACGGUGCCUCCAAUCACUCUAUGAUCCUCAAGCACCUGCCUCUCUGCUGCUCUCACUUCAUUUCAGACAGUGCCUAAACCGCCGCCUAAACUUGGAACCCACGCAGUCUUAGAAUUUUUUUUGUUGGCAAUGUACUCCCAAAAUGGUGAAAUCUUAAGACUGUGACAUUCUCAUUCAUCUCAUAUAGUCUGUUCAGAAUCUGAUUUAAUCCAGAAUUGGCAACCCUUUACCUUAAAAUAUGGAGGCGGGGCUUCCCUCUACCCCUUUGAAGAUGUCUGCUGGGAUUUAAAAAAAAAACCCUGUGGCUGCAGUGCCUCGCAAUCAGCUUUAUUUAAUCUAUUUUUUUAAUGGAAAGGAAAUACUUAUAAACCAAGGACCCCAAAUUUUCUGCGACGUACAAUCAGUGCCCCUCUUGUAGCCCCGCCCUCCAAAUCGAGCCUCCUCCCCCUCCUGUCUGACAGCAUGAAUGAUUCAAUAAAUUAAAUCACUUUACCAGAUUAAUUUAAAAAAUUGCAAAAGUAAGUGAUCAGCACAGACAUCUGACACUGAACUGAUAGUUUAAGUUUAAAACUUUUAUUUUCUUAAACUGUAAAAAUUUUAAAUUUUCACAUCAGUGGAAUUGUGAUCAUUAAACAAAGUAUUUAUUUAGAUGGCAGGAAAAAAACAGAAAGAGAUAUAACAUCAGACAGAGAGUUGUUUUGAAACAUUUGACCAGUUUCGAAACAUUUCAAAGAGCCGUUGUUUUGAAAUGUUUCAACGAGCCGUUGUUUUGAAAUGUUUCAACAAUUCCCAUUUUGAAGUUAGUGCACACCCUACUGUCCGCACCCAGUACUGCAGCUCUUAUGAAUGACUCAAAAUGAAAAUGAAACAUGCGCUGGGUGUUUGGAAACAAAUCUGAACCCUGAGGUUUGAACGUUGUUAAAAUGGAUCGGUUUUUGGUCUUAAUAAUCACCCGCAAGAUCAGCAGUACAUCAGGUCUUACAGGAGCUUGAAGGAACAAAAAAGGUCAGUAAGGAGUGAUGUGGGUUGAGUGAUGUGAAAAACACCCCGUCCUUCCUGCAUUUGUCACCUGUUGUUUUGGUUGCACCAACAAAAGAAGUUUCUAAAAGUUUUGUUGUGGCAUUCCUUGCUUUUUUGAGUAGGAGGGGGAUUAAGUAAUGUAUGUUGAGUAUUUUGGUUACAUUCACAUUGUCAGCUGAAGUGAACAGAUUUGUGUGUGUGAAUCUGAAUCUGCAGAGUUCAGAUUUGCGUUUGCAUGUGACCUUUGGCUAAUCGUCUCAUUCUUCCAGUACCACAGGAGAUCGGACACAAAACUUCACUUGACAUGCAAAUUUCAGGUAAAUAAAUACAUUUGAUUCAGGUCAUUUCAGAUGUUAAUGUGCACACAGCUUUAAUAAUAAAAUUUGAUGCCAACAUUCAGAUUUGGUAUGUUCAUGAUGCUCAGGAAAGAAAGAAAAAAGAUUGAGGUCACUUCAGCUGGUAAUGCGAAUGUGUCCUUUCUUUGGGUUUGAGAUGCAGUGAGCUGGCGUCAUGUGCGUCACACACAACCAACCAGCCUUUAGAGCAACGUGACAAAUGCAGUUUCCCCUUCAGACACAAUGGCAUAGUACAGAAAUCUUACAGAACGAUCAGAAUCCCACUGUGCUCGAGUUCGAUUAACGUGAUGCAAACGAUCAUCUCUUUUAUUUAUUGAGUUUUUUUUUUUUUUAGUGGGAGAUUGGUUGUGUUCCGCUGGGAGAGAGCGAGGGCUUGGUGUCUUUAUCUUAAAUCAUGGAAACAAACAUUCAUCCCUGAUUGCAGUGCCAAGGAAAUGUCACUUGCUGAAGUUGAAGUCCAGAAUGUUUUGCGGAUGUCCUUUUUCCGUCCCCCGGUUGUGUCUGUUCCACUUAUCCUGUCCUCUGCUCGUGUUUAUGCCACUUCCGUUUCCCCUCUCCUGAUCCUGGAUCCAAAGCUCCCGGGAUCAGCUCGGCUGAAUCUGCUGUCACAGUAUAAUCAGAUCUUUGCAACGAUGCGUCAGGAAAGGGGCCAAUCAGAACACUUUUUAAAGAGCGUGCGAGUUGUCGUUUGAUCGUUUUUCUCCGUCUUGUCGGGCGUGUGUUUUCACGUGUCAUUUUAAAGUGCCUCAAAUGCAUCCGUCUGAUCUCUUUCUGUAUUUAAAUAAAAAUAAUAAUAAUUAAAACUCCCUGUAAUGAAUUAGACCCAUUUUUUUAUGCUUAGUAUUUUUACCUCUGUAAAAAAAAGAGCAAAAAUUAUAUAUAUCAAGUGUAUGUUGUACAUUUUUAUUUCUAUUUUGUUUGUUUUUUAAAUAUCUGUUUCUAAACAUGUACGAUGGAUGUAGCUCUUGAGAAGGAACAGAAAGUACUUUGUAGAUACUGAAGGUUGGUCCGGUCUGUGAGAAUACUAAAUAAAUGUGUGUCUUACCUUCCGCCUCCAAUAAAAUGAGAGAAAAAAAAUGAAAAC